UAUAACAACAGUGAAGAUAUUAAAUCAUCAUAUGUAGUGAAAACAUCAUAACAAAGAUGGAUAUAGUUUGAUUUGAUAAGUGUCUUCUGCCAGUAUGAGCCAAAGUACCAGUAAAGGCACAGGUCAACACUAUGUAGAAUGUGCCAUUUGCUACAAUUAUUCAGGCUUCUACUGCAACACCUGUCACCAGCGGAUGUGUGAGCAAUGCAGAGACAACCAUCUCAAGGAAAGGGUACAUAGAAAACAUGAAGUUGUACUUUACCAGGAUAGAAUAAAAGAAUUACCUUCUGAAAAAUGCAGUGUUCACCCCACAAGGGUCUUGGAGCUCUUUUGUAGUGAUUGCCAAGUUCCUAUCUGUUCGAAAUGCUUUACAACAGAUCACAAUGGUCACCAAGUACGUGACCUUGAGCUCGUCUACAAUGAAAGUCUACAACAAAGUCAGAAAGAGUUAAUCAAGAUUCGAGAUAAUGUCUUCCCUCAAUCUGUAGAAAAUCUAAAGUGUCAGAGAGAAAGGGUGGAAGACAUCAGAAAGAAAAUAGCACAAACAAGACUAUCCAUGAAGAAAAGUGCAGAUGAAAUUAAGGUGACUUUGGAUACCAUAUUGGCUGAUAAUAAUGCUAAACUUGAUACAAUGGAGAAAUUUAUAUUGGAUGAAAUGGAAGAACAAGAAAAGAAAUCAGAAGACUACAUUUCCUAUUUACAGAAACUUAUCAAGGAUUAUGACAGAGAAAUGCUAUCAAGUAAACCAUCAGAUGUUAUCAAAUUUUGUAAAGAAAUGGCCAAUGUUCCAAUUUUAAAGAUUCCAGAAGCACACCAACCUGUUUCAAUAGAGUUUACAAAAGGUACAAUCAGAAAGGCAGAGAUAGAAAAGCAAUUUGGAAAAAUUAGUCAGAGUAAACAAAAAAUCCAAAAAAGAGAAGAAAAAGAAAGUGUACAAAUCACACUACCACCAGUCUCGACAACGGUAAGUCAGACAACGGGAAAAAUUGCCAUCAAUGUUAAAAAAGAAAAGGAGAUAAAUAUUCGUUCUCAAUUGAGUUCUCUCUGUUAUUUAUCUCCUUCACCAUUUCAAAAGUUCUGGGCAAGCGAUGACAAAGGAAACCUAAUCCAGGCUGACAUGCAGGGAAAUAUCCUCCAGAAAAUAUCCACCAAUUCAAAUAACAAUGGUUACCAUACAAUGACUUCAGAAGGGGAAUUACUAUACACAGAUACUGUUCAUAGAGCCAUCUACAGAGUCAGCAGUGCCAAGAAAACCACAACUUUUCUUACCACAGCUGACUGGGGACCCUACUCCAUCCACUCCUCUCGUCUUAAUGGAGAUAUUCUGGUAGGGAUGAUGAAAGGCAAUACAUGUAAAUUCACCAGGUACAGCAAGGAAGGAGAAAAGCUCCAGGACCUCCAGUCCUAUCAGAGGAAAAACAAAAAGCAAAAUUCACCUCAACUACAUGGGAUUGAUGAUGUUUCCUACAUAAAGUUCAUCACGGAGAACAUCAAUGGUGAUAUUUGUAUAGUAAACAACAGGAAGGUAGAGGGAAUGACCCAGUCUGGAGAGCGUCGAUUUUCUUACACCGGUCGAUCUCAAUAUGCCUUUUCACCAACUGGAAUCUGUACAGAUAUUCUGGGACACAUCCUGGUGUGCAGUUUCUCCAACGUUCAUCUGUUGAAUGCUGAUGGGCAGUUUGUUGCCCUCCUAUUUGAUCCAGAUCAGUGUCCAAGGAAUCUAUAUGCUCUCUGUACUGACGAUCAACAAGAUCUCUGGAUUGGAUCUCAGAAUAAUCUCUACAACUCUACUGUCUAUGUGUACAGAUAUCUUCAGCUAUAGGUCAAGGACAAACAUACAUAUGACAUUUAUCAUAUCCCCAAUGUAUUCAUCACGGAGAACAUCAAUGGUGAUAUUUGUAUAGUAAACAACAGGAAGGUAGAGGGAAUGACCCAGUCUGGAGAGCGUCGAUUUUCUUACACCGGUCGAUCUCAAUAUGCCUUUUCACCAACUGGAAUCUGUACAGAUAUUCUGGGACACAUCCUGGUGUGCAGUUUCUCCAACGUUCAUCUGUUGAAUGCUGAUGGGCAGUUUGUUGCCCUCCUAUUUGAUCCAGAUCAGUGUCCAAGGAAUCUAUAUGCUCUCUGUACUGACGAUCAACAAGAUCUCUGGAUUGGAUCUCAGAAUAAUCUCUACAACUCUACUGUCUAUGUGUACAGAUAUCUUCAGCUAUAGGUCAAGGACAAACAUACAUAUGACAUUUAUCAUAUCCCCAAUGUAUUCUAUAUGAUUUUAACAAGUAUUGUUAUAUAUUUAGUAUCAUAUGUAUUUAUAGGAAUGACCUUUUGAAAAUUGAAAGAAUACCAUUGCUUUUCAUACAAAAAAAAAUUGCAAGGAGCAACACAUAAAAAAUUUAUGAUGAAGAAAUGAUUUCACUUUUUUCAGAGUAACCUUACCACCUUCAAAACAUAUGAAAAAAAUCCGAUAGAUGAAAACAUUCCUAUGCACAUAUUAUAUAAUGUAUAUAAUAUUAAUGCAACAUAUCAUCUAUUUUUUUACUACUCAUUGCAAGACCAAAAUAUAAGGUAGUUCUAUGACUAUUUGUAUUGUUGGAAUGAUAGAAAUUAAAGCCCACAAAGCUUCAUAAACAAUUACUUUUUGUUUCUAAAUAUUUAUUCUAAAAAUCUUCACCU
Molecule: messenger RNA, 2673 nt
Organism: Saccostrea echinata
Lineage: Eukaryota; Metazoa; Mollusca; Bivalvia; Ostreida; Ostreidae
Exons: 2
Coding region: 95-1822 (575 amino acids)
Molecular function (GO): zinc ion binding
Source: RefSeq, a predicted model, not a curated record